Messenger RNA from Pleurotus ostreatus (oyster mushroom), 1098 nucleotides. RefSeq lists its product as uncharacterized. The record is from RefSeq and is a predicted model, not a curated record. Gene Ontology annotation, cellular component: nucleus. Lineage: Eukaryota; Fungi; Basidiomycota; Agaricomycetes; Agaricales; Pleurotaceae. The coding region runs from base 1 to 1098 and encodes 365 amino acids. The transcript is spliced from 13 exons. Gene Ontology annotation, molecular function: protein serine/threonine phosphatase activity. Gene Ontology annotation, biological process: protein dephosphorylation.
AUGUCUUCUGAAGAACAUCAGCUAGAAGGGGCUUCUGUCAGUGCAACUUCGAGUGCGGCAGCAGAAGAGCAUGAUACAAUUGUGGCAGACGACUCUGGCAUUCCAGAGACAUGGACAGAGCUACAAUUUUCCUGGUCUGGAAAGCUUUUUUCAUUAAAGGUCGCGGACUCUGAUAGGCAUGUUUCCAUAGUAUUCGAUUUGAAGGCUACGCUGUACAGCAUGACCGAUGUCCCACCAGAACGGCAGAAGAUCCUUGGGCUCGUCAAGGGCAAGCUACCUCCUGAGGAGGCCCGAAUUUCUGACCUUCGUUUCUCUGGCAAGAAAUUCACACUUGUUGGCACACCAGAGGGUCAUGAAAUCAAGGACCCAUCGCAGAUGGGGAACCUACCAGACUUAAUCAACGACCUUGAUGUCGAGCUCACUGACGCAGCUCUGGAGGCAUACAAGCGCGAUCGACGCAAUGCCCGCAAGAUCAGAGAGGCGACCGAGAAGCUAAACGUCAACAUCAUUUUCCCUCUCAGGUCGGGAAAGCGCCUCUUGGUUCUAGACAUAGAUUACACUAUUCUUGAUACCAAGCCAUUGACUACAGGAAGUUUACCUCCUGCUGAGUGUGCUCGUCCCAAACUCCACGAAUUUCUGGAGGCUGUCUACCCUCACUACGACAUUUGCAUCUGGUCACAGACGAGUUGGAUAUGGCUUGAAACGAAACUGGUCGAACUGCAAAUGAUCGGUUCCAACAAGAAUUAUCAGAUUUCAUUUGUGCUAGACAAGACAGCGAUGUUCAAGGUUUUCACUGUACGCGACGGCAAGCCAUGGGAUCAUUCGGUCAAAGCUCUCCAAAUCAUCUGGAAUCGCUUCCCCCAAUUCGACGCGUCGAACACAAUACAUAUCGAUGAUCUGAGUCGGAAUUUUGCGCUCAACCCUGGCUCUGGACUGAAGAUCAGCGCGUUCAAGGACGCCCAUACUCCUGCCGCUAUGGCCGAUAGAGAGCUUGAGAAACUCGCCCGUUAUCUCGUCCAUAUUACGGGUGUCCCCGAUUUCCGUGCUCUUCGUCAUAAUGAUUGGAAGAAGACGUUGCGCCAGCUGCCUCCGCCGUAG